CGGCGGCGGAUCCAUCACCGUGCACCAUCGCACAUUAAUAUGAACCGCGUUUGGAGAUUCGAGUCGUCCUAUUACAAGUGCGAUUGAUGUCCCUUGUGUUCAGUUAAUAGAUUAGAAGUGAUCAUAAUUAAAUAAUAAUCGUCAUUAUUUGUAGUGCACUAUCAAUCCGCUGCGAUACGAAGGCCUCUCUAUCCACGCUUGCGUUAGUCGUCGGAGUUACUUGGCUAUACGUUGGCCGCACUGACUCCGUGGGAUACCGCUGCUCACACUACGCGGGGAUGUUCCGACUGGACUGCCCGCCGGCGCACGACCCCCGCGCUCCUCCGUGCGGCGUGAGACUCGCCCCGCAGCCGUGGCUCACUCCUCUGCGAGACUCCAACCCCGUGUGCCUCGCCUCUCCGAGUGCCGCUCCCUGUGCCGCCGCCGCCGCCGCCGCCAGAAAAUGCUCCGUGGACUUCCAUAACCUGGCCCGGGAUCUCGAGUCACGGCCCGCGUUAAGCGAGAGCGCAAUGCAGGGACACAUCGCCCCUGACACCUCGUCGGAUGCUAACGGUCGCCUGCUGUGCUCGGCCGCGGUCGAAGGUCCCAGGUCCGCGCAGGGCGUCGCCCGGCCAAAGGCUCAGCGUGGCCUCCAGCGGGGCGAGCAAAGGGAGGAGCAGGCGUGGAAACGAGAGCGUAAGGUUGAGAAGGUUGAGAGGUCCUCUCCGAAUGACGGUGCUCAAUAUUCUGAGAGACCGACGCACGCGGUGUGGAUGAACAACAUCAAUAGCAGCAGCAGCAGCAGCAUCGCAAGAGGUGAACGCUCGGAGAGGCGCACUCCUUCCAGCGCCGGUGAGCCAACUCCCCUGGACGCCUCGAGGGGCGAUGUCUGUGAGACGCCCAAGAGCGUCGUGGGGGGCCAGCACAAGAGCGCCUUCUCGCCUCCAGCCAAGUCCGAGCACAGGCGCUCCACCAGCUCUCAGUUCAUGGUCUCCGAGCUGCUAAAGACGACAACGGCGUCCGCUCACUUCGGCGCUCGCGGCAUCGCCGCCACCGCCGCCGCCGCCGCCGCUCACAACGCGCCCACGUUCGUCUAUGCGGACUGCAGGGCCUCCUGGUCCAAACCUCUGGCGCCCAGGCCCAUCUUGAGGCCGUCUCCUCCGCUGCCCCUGCCUCCCGUGGCCGGCCCAGGCGGACUAGGGUUGCCUCCGCAGAACUGGUGCGCCAAGUGCAACGUGUCCUUUCGUCUCACGUCAGACCUGGUCUACCACAUGCGCUCUCACCACCGCUGCGAACGCUCGGCCGAGCCGCUGUCGAAGAGGCGCCGCGAGGAGAGGUUACACUGCCAGGUGUGUGGGGAGAGCUUCCGGGAGAGGCACCACCUGUCCAGGCACAUGAUAUCGCAUAACUGACACCGCGUGACGGCCUCCGUGACGAGCAUGGGACUCCGCAAUUCCGCCGUCGGCCGCCGUCCCGCUUUCUCCUGGCUACACCCGCAUACACUUCAUUGCCGCGCUCGAUUCGGAACUCCCCGAGUUAGUUUGCCUUGUCCGACUCUAAACCCCGCACGCCUGUCGCGACCCGUCCGCCGUCGCCUCGACGAGAUUAAAUCGACGACACUUUCUCCGCCGCACUCUGCUACGAGCUCCCAACGUCGCUUAGCCUAAGCCUGCCGUGAAAUCCCGACCACGCUCCGCUUGCAGCGACUUUGGUUGGCAAGGCCGACGCACGGUGACGUUAAUUAAGCACAAUUAAUGCGCAGUAAUUUGGUGCCAAUGUGCCUUUUGUGGUAUAUGUGUGACUUGUGCGAUGUGUGUAAUGGAUUUUUACUGCAGAGAAAACAAAUGUACUUUGAUCUGUAUUUUAUGUUUAAAAUAAAAAGGUUUAGAGAUAUUUUAUGUAUAUAUUUAUAGUGAUGUGUAUGCAAAUGCACACACACGUACAACUUAGGUUAACGUAAAACAGUAAAACUGGUCAUGAGUAAUAAACGAAAAAACAAUAAAUAGCCCUACAUUUUUGUUAUCAAAAUGAAUUAAUUAAUUCGCAGCCCAUUGUUUAUCCACUGCUGAAUGAAGGCCUCCCCAACGACGUGUCAGUCAUGGACGGUUGUUUAACCACCAUUCUUCACCGUGCUGAUCACUUGCCACUGAUGUUGUCCGUGGCCCCGAAUUGAGCCCAGGUCACCGGAUUAUAGCACAGUGCGCUAACCACUGUGCCACCACUCCUUCCACCCACUAUGAGCAUUUUCUUUUGACUACUGUACUGUGUAUAUGUUUAACUGUAAUGUACGACAUUAGUCUUAGUCUUUUUUAUCAAGAAGUAUUGUAAAAUUACCAAUGCAUUUAAAACCGCUAAAUAUAUUAUUAAUAUUUUAUGCAUAAAGUAUAUUAUUUUUAAUAUUAUUAGCAUUGCUGUGUCUAAAUUAACAAUACGAUUUAGUGAUGGUGCCAUUGUAUGUCUCGGAAAGAAUGUUGAAAUGGGAAUAAACGAUCAGCUGUCGUCUCUUUAUUUGCUAUGAAUUAUUUGUUAUGCAUUAUCUGUUACGAAUCAUUUGCUCAACGUGCUUAAACACAUUGUAUAUUGCUAAUAAAACACGGAAUAGUCCUCGCCUAACAAACCA
Petromyzon marinus (sea lamprey) is the source of this 2599-nucleotide messenger RNA. RefSeq lists its product as uncharacterized. Gene Ontology annotation, cellular component: nucleus. The record is from RefSeq and is a predicted model, not a curated record. Lineage: Eukaryota; Metazoa; Chordata; Hyperoartia; Petromyzontiformes; Petromyzontidae. Gene Ontology annotation, biological process: regulation of DNA-templated transcription; oligodendrocyte development.